AUGGGCCUACUGAUCUCAUGUUUGGGAGCAAAGCAUACGAUCAUUGUGGGGCUUGCCUUUGAGGCCUGCCAAUUGGCCAUGUUCGGUUUUUUCAGCUCUGCGUGGAUUCUUUGGUCGGCAGGGUGUGUGGCGGGUCUGGGAAGCAUAACCUAUCCUGCUCUCUCUGCCUUUCUCUCCAACCACGUCAAGGCUGAUCAGCAAGGCCUUACUCAGGGUCUUCUCACCGGCAUCCGCGGUCUCUGUGGCGGUCUCGGUCCUGCUGUCUACGGUUUGAUAUUUUUUAUUUUCCAGGUGAGGCACUACUAUUCUCUGUCUUUACUUAAAGUGCUGCCAAUAUAA
Hydatigera taeniaeformis is the source of this 339-nucleotide messenger RNA. The record is from the annotation of a GenBank genome assembly. Lineage: Eukaryota; Metazoa; Platyhelminthes; Cestoda; Cyclophyllidea; Taeniidae.